AUAUACUAUUUGUAAAAACAGGAUGAGAAUACCCUAUGUACAAUGCCAAAAGCACAAGGUCGCCGUUCAGCUUCUAAGGCUGCGGCCAACAACAAGAAAACUACAGCGAAGAAGAUAACCAAAACAGCAACAUCGGUGCCAGAGGUAGAUUAUGUUAUGCUAGCUGCGGAAGUAGCAAAAGUUAUGAAGGCGGGCGAUGCAAGCUUAUCGGCGUCUACAACCCAUCCACCAGCUACAGCUGCCUCAUCGACUACAGAGCCUUCGGUCACCGAAUUACACCAGUCAAGCCAUACAAUGGGGCAUAUAGGUGACCUGUUUCCAGGUGUGGUAUGCUCAACUGAUUUCGCACCCCUUACUCAAGAAGCUACCUCACUCAUUCGCUCCUCUUUGGCACCAACAACGGUUAUAGCAUAUCAACGCAGUAUUCAGAAACUGGCAGCAUGGUUAGGUAAACCCAUUCAGCUCCCAAUUUCUCCGGCUACAAUUUGUAACUUUGCAUGGAUCAAAUUACGCACCUAGAACAGUUUCUUCGACGAUAUCCGCUAUUUCAUUCAUUCAUAAACUAGCUGGUUUACCCGACCAGUCUAAUUCCUUUCUAGUAGGGAAGAUUUUACGCGGCGUCCAUGCUACGUCUGCUCGUUCCGACACUCUUCUUCCAAUCACUGCUGAUAUCUUAUCUAGAUUAAUAAUAUCUUUAGACUCUAUUGAACAGACAUUUUGUUACAGGUUACUUUUCAAAGCCUUUUUUCUGACUGCCUUUCAAGGUUUCUUUAGAAUCGGUGAAUUAGCCGUAGGUAAAGGCGGUGUUGACAAGGUCAUUUAACGCAACGAUAUUAGUCUUUCUCCUAAGUCUGUCUCUUUAACUGUCCACAAACACAAGACUGGGGUUGGUAA
Messenger RNA from Anneissia japonica, 894 nucleotides. RefSeq lists its product as uncharacterized. NCBI's taxonomy places the organism in Eukaryota, Metazoa, Echinodermata, Crinoidea, Comatulida, Comatulidae. Bases 43 to 519 code for a protein of 158 amino acids. The transcript is spliced from 3 exons. The record is from RefSeq and is a predicted model, not a curated record.